Emiliania huxleyi CCMP1516 is the source of this 1926-nucleotide messenger RNA. RefSeq lists its product as hypothetical. Lineage: Eukaryota; Haptophyta; Isochrysidales; Noelaerhabdaceae. The coding region runs from base 1 to 1926 and encodes 641 amino acids. The transcript has 7 exons. The record is from RefSeq and is a predicted model, not a curated record.
AUGUCAAAGCGCCGCUCCUCACGCGCUGUCGAGGCUGCUGGAGCGCCCUCCAAGCAGCGCCGCGGCGAACCGCUGAUCUGCCUGGUCUGCGGCCUCUACGCAGACGGCAAGGUGGCAGUCGCCUGCAGCCUCCUCAAAGAGCUGAAGGCGGCGUCCGUGCUCGUUGGCGAUCUGGCGGCAAAGCGGGCCGUUUCAAAGAAGGCUGGCGGCGCUUUCGAGGUUGCCGAGUACGCGGCGGAGGCUGCAAAGACGGACCUCCGCGCGCACCUUCGAGACAAGAAGCGCUGCGAGGUGCUGGCGGAGUGCGUGGAGAGCGCCGACGUGAUUGCGCUGAGCCACGCGGAGGCUGCAGACGCGGACGAGCUCGAGAUGCUCGAGGCGAUGCUGCGCGCGCUCAACCCGUCGGCCGCCGUCGUGCGGCACAGCGGCGGGGGUCUGGUGGAGCGCCUCGCAACAUCGGCAUCAGAGGGCCGGGCGCCGGCGGAGCGGGGCGGGUGCUGGGCGGCACUGGUCGCGGCUCGCGGGGUGGCGGGGGAGGAGGGGGAGGGCGCGGAGGGUGGAGGCGAGGAGGAGGAGGAGGAGGAGGAGGAGGAGGAGGAGGAGGACGGCAGCGAGGGCGAGAGCGAGGAGGAGGAGCGAGAGGAGGGCAGCGAGGAGGAUGGCGACAGCACAGGCAGCGAGGGCGGAGAGGGGGGCAGCGAGGAGGAGGGCAGCGAGGAGUGGGUGCCACCGGCGAUGAGCCGCUUCACCUUUUUCGCGAGGCGGCCUUUCCACCCCGGCCGACUCCACAAGCUGCUCAAGCGCGGCCGGCUCGACGGCGUGGUCCGCUCGUGCGGCAUCAUCUGGGUGGCGACGCAUCCCGAGGAUGCAAUCUCGUGGAGCCAGGUGGGGAAUGCGCUGGACCUGUCACCGGGCGAGCCGUGGUUGCACGCGACGCUGCCCGUGGACCAGUGGCCCGCUGCCGUGCCAGCCUGGGCAAGCGCCGCCGAGCACGGCGACCGGAGGAUUGAGCUCGGGAUGGUUGGGAUGGACGCAGACGAGGAGGCCGUGCUCGCGGAGCUGCGCCGCGCGCUCGUGACGAGGGCGGAGUUUGAGCUGGGGGCGGAGGCGUGGCAGGAGUGGGAGGACAAGGUCUCCCCUUCCUCAGCGGCGCAGCGCAAGCAGCGGGACGACUCGACUUCGGACGACGACCAGUCGGCGGAGGAUGACCAGUCGGCGGAGGACGACCAGUCGGCGGACGACGACGUUGCGCCGGCCGUGGACCCGAAGCUUCUCGCGGUGACCGCGGCGCCGCCCUCCGCAGCGCCGACGGACAAGAUCGUCGUCGUCGGCAGCGCCGCCGGCCUCGCCCGAAUCAAGGACGAGGCGGUACAGCUGGCCGUGUGGCGGCGCAGGUCCGUCCCGAAGUUCGUCUCGACGCUCUCGGACCCGACCAUCGCUCCCUCGGGCUUGCCGCGCUUCGAGGGGGUCGUGGCGGCGAGCGGCGCGGCCGACGCGGUGCGGGCAGAGCUGCGCGCGCAGAGGAAGCUCACCCUCCUCCCUGGAGAGGUGGAGGAGCUCGCGCGAGACGUCGGCACGCUUGUGCGCACCUUUGCUCAGCUCACGCAGUCGCAGGACGUCUUUGUCAAGCUCGAGCGCCUCGACGACAACGGGUGCGAGUUCUGGCACCAGGACUCCGUCUCGUACCGUCUUCUGACAACCUACCGCGGCCCUUGCACGGAGUGGGUGCACCCGGACCUCUCCGAGGCGACGCUGCGCCGCCGGCGCGCAGACUCGGCGCAGGCGCAGUCCCUCUGCCACCACGACGUCGCUCUCUUCAAGGGGCGUGGCGAGACCACCCUGGGCGGCAAGCUCCUCGACCACCCCGGCAUCGUGCACCGCGUGGUGCUCGUGCUCGACAUUCCGCGGCCGGCCCACUUUGAGUAG